GAUCUCAUCUCGGAUCUGAGUUGCUCGCACUUCCCUGCAGCGAUCCACUCUUCCUUGGUUUGAGUGGGUAGCUCCCCCGUCCCUAAGGGAUCCCAUAGCCAUACCUGCUGUCCUGCUCCAUUAUCGUCGCUCGUACUUCCCUUCUUACGUGCAAAUAACCCACCGAUUGCUGCGUCACACAUCACCAUAGGAGCGAAGCCACGGUUAAUCUACGCACCCAUCGUCACGACCUCUCCACCCCCGUGCACCCCAAUGUCGGCACUCCACUUCCACCGCGCCUCCACAGAUAGCUCCGGCCACACCGCCACCAAUGCUCCUACGCGCAUCGCACUAAUAGACAACACGGCGCCUGCGUCGUUUGCGCCAUCGGGCUCCGCAGAACAGAGCAGGUCCCAUUCACCAGCCGACGACGCGGCGCAGCAGGAUUCACAACCUCGUCGCUCGCUCGGUGAUGGGAAACGUGAGACGCUGAGGAAAGCCAUCGCUGAACGGAGGUACAAACGUUGGUCUGCGGCGCCUGAUGGGGCGUGUGGAGACGUUGGUGAUAGUGGUUUGGAGGAGGCGCCGGAUUCGAGGGCGGAGGGCGUUGUGGUUGAGAGGGACUCUGAGGAUGAAGGGGAGGACGGGAAGGUUAGGAGUGCCGGUGACGGCGCAGGGGGUGUAAACGUGGAUGGCAUGCGGGAUAGCGGCGUCGACAGUACACGACGAGGAAGGGAGCCUGAGCGGCAACGAGAACGGGGGCCUACAGGCAACGGCGUCGGCGGGACUGGGCAGAUGCGGCGAAAACCCGACGGCGAAAUUGAAACUGCCGAGAUCGAUGCGCUGUAUGAAAACCAACGCGGCGCAUUUUUCUGCGGAAUCCCACUAUUCUCGUCGAAGUCUCUACUUAAUUUCGAUCCCUCCGCAUGGCAGAACGGCCUCUUCCACGACUCGGCAGUCUCGAUUGUCGACGCCCAAGUACCAGAUCCCUCGUGGGCGUGGGAUUGGGCGAGUUGGUAUGUGGACAUGACAUCGGAUGUUGACGAGGAAGGCUGGGCGUAUAGCUUCAGCUUCUCGCCUGCCUUUGCGUGGCAUGGAAAUCAUGUGUGGUUUCACUCCUUCGUGCGGCGGCGACGAUGGCUGCGGAAACGCGUCAAGCUUCCGCAACGGGCAAUCAAUCCAUCUGGCGAUCCAUACGGGAAUACUGUCGAUGGCAGCGUCACUAGGGCGGGGCAUGGGAUGAACAACGAUUACUUCACCAUACAUUCGCGCAAAGAUCGAGAUUCAUACUAUGCCGGAGGAAGUCACAAACGGAAGAGUGUGCUCGAAGGCGGCAGCUGGGGUGGCACCGACGACGAAAGCGAUCAUGAGGUGGAAGUCAAGGACGUCGCCACACUGAUAAGAGUGGUCAAGAGGGCGCGACUAGACAGGGAGAAGAUUGAAGCGAUCAUGAGGUUUAUUGAAGACGGCGGCGAUGAUGUUGCUUAUCUGGCCGAAAAGAUCCCAGCUCUCAUGAGCACGAUGAUCUUCCAAGCAUCCCGACGGCAGCUGUUGGCACAUAUUCUCGACUACACAGAACAGUACGAGGCCGGAGAGGCUCCCACAAUAACAAUACAAGGACGCUCAUUGCCCGACGAGGUGCCACCCACUCCGGGAUCCACGACAUCUUCCCAACGGCCUUUAACAGAGCCCAAAGAACCUAAAGAACCCACAUCCGGGGCGGUUGUCGAGGGCAAACAUCCAAAGGAAGACAGCCCAGAGGCAAGGAGACGAAAGGUUAAAAGCCUCAAGGAAGCGUCCGAGGCGGCCGAUCAAGAGGUCAAGAAGAUGGAAUUCUGGAGUGAUGUUAAAGAUGUUGCGCGGAAAGGAGAGAGCCUCACUGCAGAGGCCCAGGCGGAGGGAUGGGGUAGGUUGGGUAUUAGUGGUGCCAGUGUAGGCAACGGGAAGGUCUUUGGCGGAGCUGGCAAUGGCGGUACGCGUGAGGAAACUGAAAGGGUUGAUCUCAAGGGGAAGGGAAAGGUGACUAUUCAGUAAUCGUUGUGGACGCUAAGUUUGAUUUAUAUCCUGCCUUUCUGUUUGGGCCACU
Messenger RNA from Tricharina praecox, 2065 nucleotides. RefSeq lists its product as uncharacterized. Gene Ontology annotation, cellular component: membrane. The record is from RefSeq and is a predicted model, not a curated record. The transcript has 3 exons. NCBI's taxonomy places the organism in Eukaryota, Fungi, Ascomycota, Pezizomycetes, Pezizales, Pyronemataceae. Bases 253 to 2013 code for a protein of 586 amino acids.